Messenger RNA from Fraxinus pennsylvanica, 333 nucleotides. The record is from the annotation of a GenBank genome assembly. NCBI's taxonomy places the organism in Eukaryota, Viridiplantae, Streptophyta, Magnoliopsida, Lamiales, Oleaceae.
AUGUUAGGAAUGUUGGUGGAAUAUGAAGAGAUGGAUUUACGGAAUCCGGAGGAGAUUCCGUGGGCUGAAGCUGGUGCUGAGUUUGUUGUUGAGUCUACUGGAGUCUUUACAGACAAGGACAAGGCUGCUGCCCAUUUGAAGGCUGUUGGUAAAGUUCUUCCGUCCCUGAACGGGAAGUUGACCGGGAUGGCAUUCCGAGUCCCUACUGUUGAUGUUUCAGUGGUGGACCUCACUGUAAGACUAGAGAAAGAAGCCACAUAUGAUGAAAUCAAAGCUGCUAUCAAUUCUCGUGUUAUUGAUUUGAUCCGCCACAUGGCUUCGGUUAAAGCUUGA